Messenger RNA from Prionailurus viverrinus (fishing cat), 3387 nucleotides. It is a transcript of the gene DRC11L, whose product is annotated as IQ motif containing with AAA domain 1 like. Lineage: Eukaryota; Metazoa; Chordata; Mammalia; Carnivora; Felidae. Gene Ontology annotation, molecular function: ATP hydrolysis activity; ATP binding; protein binding. The record is from RefSeq and is a predicted model, not a curated record.
AUGUCUGAGGGAGCGUACCAACGCCUCUGGGACAUCCACGUGGCCCUGCAGGAGCUGCUGGACCAAGAGCAGCCCCUGCUCCAGCCCGUGCCGGACCGGGAACGGCAGUCGUUCCAGUACAGGCUCUCGUCGCUCUACCUGCACUACCUGGGGCUGCUGCGCCGGUUCGACACCCUCCAUGACCAGAUGGUGCAGCCGCAGAAGCGGCGGCUGCUGCGGCGCCUGCUGGACAGCGUGGCCGGCCGCGUGCUGGAGCUCAAGGACGACCUGGUGCGCGCGGACCUGAGCGAAUACCACCGCCUGGACCGCGUGCUGCACGACCUGAAGUUCACCACGGCAGACCUGGAGGUUCCAAUCCCCAGAUACUUCCUGCUGGAGCAGUCCAGCAUUCUGAAGGAGCGGGAGCUGAUGCUGGCAGAGAUCCUGUCGAGAAUGGAGCCAGUGACCUCCAGGGAGCGUUUUCCAGAACUGCGCCGGACCGAGGCCAUAAUCCUUCUGCAAAGGGCUGAGCGGGCCAGGCAAGGCCGGCUCCGAGCCAUCUUCAUGCGAGAAAUUCGGAAAGAGGAGGAGCGGGAUCGGAAGAUUCGAGAGGAAGGUUGGCACAAGUUCAGUCAGGACCAAGCAGCUGUCACCAUUCAGAAGGUGUGGAAGGGUUACCUGCAGAGGAAACGCACUCAGCAGGACCGGCGAACUGAGAUGGAGUUCAUCGGCAUGCUCCCUUCGCCUAACAAGGUGGAAAGCUUGGGUAUCAUGUUCCAAGCUGGCCUCAGGGACGAUGUCCGGAGGCUCUGCCAGAUAGAGAAGGAGGAGGAGCUCCAGCUGGCGAUGGUGAAGACUCAUGAUUCUCUCAGAGAGACAGAGGGACCUGACAUAAAGGAGAAACUGAAGGAGCAAAUCCGACAGUGGUUUAUUGAGUGCCGUGCCCUUACUGGUCGAUUCCCUGAUUAUCCAGAUGAGUCUUUAGGUGGAUCCUACCUGAUCUUUGCAGACAAGACUCCAGAACAGCUGAAAAUGGAACUGGAGGCGCAGGUCCAGGAGAGCAAAAAAAAGGACCAAGAGAAAAAUAAGGAAAAAGAAAAGGAGAAAAAAGAGAGGAAGAAGAAAGGGAAGGAAACAAAGACCAGGAAGGGGGAAGCAGACGCAAUACUGAAAGUCUCACCAUCCAAAUUUAUACCUGUGAUUAAUGCCGCACACGAGGAGUAUAUAACUGUCUGGAGACAGCGGCAUGAGAGCGUACACCCCAAUCAGAGUUUUGACCCCGAGAUGCUCCGGGUGGAGAAGAGGAAGGAAGUGGAGCAGGAGAUCCGGAUACAGGUGGAUGAGUUGAUGCGUCAAGAGUUGAAGAACCUGCGCCUGGCUGUGGACAGGGAGGAGGAGAGAGCCUUGAAGGCUCCGAAGAAAAAGACCGGGAAGAAAACUGGGAAGAAGAAGGAAAAAGAUCUGACCCCAAACAGGACCCUGGACUCUCUGUUUGAAGAGCUUGUGGUCUCUGGCUUCCUAAGGAAAAGUCAGACUGUGGCCUUGAAAGACUACAUUGGGGACUACCUCUAUCUUGGAUCCACGCUGAGUUUGGCAAACAAGUUGCCUAUGCCUUCCCUGUUUGACAUACGACAGAACGUGGCCUUGUACGCGGUCCUUCGGCUUGGCUCCCCAGAUAUACACUCCAUGGCUCCCCUCAUCCGUUCCAUCCUCCUGGUGGGCCCCUCUGGCACGGGGAAGAAGAUGUUGGUCAAGGCCGUAUGCACAGAAACCAGUGCCAACCUGUUUGACCUGUCACCUGACAACCUGCAGGGCAAAUAUCCUGGCAAGACCGGGGCGCAGAUGAUAGUGCAUAUGGUCUUUAAGGUGGCUCAACUCUUACAGCCCUCUGUUAUCUGGAUCGGGAAUGCCGAGAAGAACUUCUAUAAGAAGGUCCCAAAAGAAGAGAAGGAGAUGGAACCGAAGCGAAUAAAGAAGGAUCUCGCCAAGGCCCUGCGACUGCUGCACCCGGGAGACCGUGUGAUGCUGAUCGGGACCACCAACCAGCCGCAGCUGGCGGAGAUGCAGGGGCUGUGCCGGACCUACGAACGGAUCCUCCUCGUGCCGCGGCCCGAUUAUGCUUCUCGCUACGUGCUCUGGAGGCAGAUGAUAGAGGCCCACAGAGUCCACGUGACCCAGGGCCUGGACAUCAGUGCCCUGGCCAAGGUAUCUGAUGGGUACACACCAGGCCACAUUCACCAAGCCGUCCAAUCAGUGCUGACCGAGCGGCGGGUCCUACAGUUGUCAAAGAGGCCCCUGGUGGCCUCGGAGUUCCUGGGGCAUCUGGCGAAGCUGGAGCCGGUGUACCGGGAAGAGGAGGAGUCCCUGAAGGAUUGGUACUUCAAGACCCCACUGGGCAAGAAGAGGCUAAAACUCAGCAAGGACCAGGAUGCUGAGGAGGCCAAGCUGGCAAAGGAGAAGAAAAGGAAGUGAUGGCUGAGGCCAGGGCGCCCGGGCUUAGCAAGGGGGACUGGGCGGUGCCCGCAGGUGGAGGGCCGGGGGCAGAGACAUAAACGCCCACACGGCUUGGGGAGCAGCUCUCUCUGUCCAUCUCCAUGCUUCCCGCCCCUGCUCUGUGCCCCCUGCCUGUGCCCAGGCUCCCCCUCAUGCCGCACCCCUCCUGGUCCUCAGUCCUCGCCCACUCAUAGCCUUCUCUGCUCGUGUCCCAGGUCCUUGUCCUCUGACCCCACCCAGGCCUUCAUCUCCUGUCAUUUCCUGUCCUGGCUCCCCAGCUCUCUUCCUCCUGGGGGAGGGGGUGGUGUUAAGAGAGAACAAUAGAGAGAGCCAGGAGAAAGGGGGGUCUCCACUAAGUCUGGAAAAGGAAAAAAACAAGUGUGGCUGUCGGCAGCCCCCGGUCCUCGCCUCACUCGGUACUAAGUCUCUGUGUGAUCUUACACAGCCCCCUCCGGUCGCUGGGCCUCAGUUUCCUUACAUGUAAACUGAGGAGAGGUUGGACCAGCCACCCUCUGAGGUCCCCGGUGCUCUAGGGUUUGAUUAUUCUGCAAAAGUGUGCCGGGGGGUGGUGAGGACUCUUAGGCAGCAGUGGGGUGGGGCGGAGGAAGGUUCUAGGGAGAAAAGGUGUAAUAGGCGCUGGCUCUACAAUGUGUGGUCCCCACAUCUUUCUGAAGCGCCCCCUGCCCACCUGCCCGAGCUCUUCCUCUGACCCAGAGCCUGUCCCUCAGGGGGCCGGUGGGACCAGAGGAUGGGACCCAGGGCCGCACGCCCCUGGAUGGAAGUUCAUCUGUGGGUCCCCCUUGCUGGGGAGGGAAGAGUUGGGGGCACUGAGGGCUGAGAGCCCCGGGCUCUCUCAGAGGAAGCAGCAUAAAGAGCGUGUCAGUUUGGCACGCCUGGGUGGCUCGGUCGGUUAAG